Messenger RNA from Procambarus clarkii (red swamp crayfish), 1452 nucleotides. Its product is annotated as periaxin-like. The record is from RefSeq and is a predicted model, not a curated record. NCBI's taxonomy places the organism in Eukaryota, Metazoa, Arthropoda, Malacostraca, Decapoda, Cambaridae.
AUGACGAAGGUGAUGAGUAUGAGACACUCAUGCCACAGUGUAGCGUGGUUGUCUCAUAUCAUUGUUCUCCCGCACCCCACCAGGACCUUCCUGAACCCUCUACAUAGAACACAACCACAACGCAACUUGACCGAGUUCAACACUCCCAAGUUGACGGAGUUCAACACUCCCGAGUUGACGGAGUUCAACACACACAUGUUGACGGAGUUCAACACACACAAGUUGAUGGAGUUCAACACACACAAGUUGAUGGAGUUCAACACACACAAGUUGAUGGAGUUCAACACACACAAGUUGAUGGAGUUCAACACGCACAAGUUGAUGAAGUUCAAGACACACAAGUUGAUGGAGUUCAACACACACAAGUUGAUGGAGUUCAACACACACAAGUUGACGGAGUUCAACACACACAAGUUGAUGGAGUUCAACACACACAAGUUGACGGAGUUCAACACACACAAGUUGACGGAGUUCAACACACACAAGUUGACGGAGCUCAACAUUGACAAGUUGACGGAGCUCAACAUUGACAAGUUGACGGAGUUCAACACUCCCAAGUUGACGGAGUUCAACACUCCCAAGUUGACGGAGUUCAACACUCCCAAGUUGACAGAGUUCAACAAUCCCAAGUUGAUGGAGUUCAACACUCCCAAGUUGACAGAGUUCAACAAUCCCAAGUUGAUGGAGUUCAACACUCCCAAGUUGACGGAGUUCAACACUCCCAAGUUGACAGAGUUCAACAAUCCCAAGUUGAUGGAGUUCAACACUCCCAAGUUGACGGAGUUCAACACUCCCAAGUUGAUGGAGUUCAACACUCCCAAGUUGACGGAGUUCAACACUCCCAAGUUGACAGAGUUCAACAAUCCCAAGUUGAUGGAGUUCAACACUCCCAAGUUGACGGAGUUCAACACUCCCAAGUUGACAGAGUUCAACAAUCCCAAGUUGACGGAGUUCAACACUCCCAAGUUGACGGAGUUCAACACUCCCAAGUUGAUGGAGUUCAACACUCCCAAGUUGACGGAGUUCAACACUCCCAAGUUAACAGAGUUCAACAAUCCCAAGUUGAUGGAGUUCAACACUCCCAAGUUGACGGAGUUCAACACUCCCAAGUUGACAGAGUUCAACACUCCCAAGUUGACGGAGUUCAACACUCCCAAGUUGACGGAGCUCAACACUCCCAAGUUGACGGAGUUCAACACACACAAGUUGACGGAGCUCAACAUUGACAAGUUGACGGAGCUCAACAUUGACAAGUUGACGGAGUUCAACACUCCCAAGUUGACGGAGUUCAACACUCCCAAGUUGACGGAGCUCAACACUCCCAAGUUGACGGAGUUCAACACACACAAGUUGACGAAGCUCAAUACACAGAAGUUGACGGAGCUCAACACACACAAGUUGACGGAGCUCAAUACUGACAAGUUGACGGAGCUCAACACAGGGGCCUCGUAG